CAAGAAGCCGCCGCCGUCUCCGCUCUGGUUUUUGUCGCUUGCACCUCGCCCCAGCAUUAGAACCUCGGCCUGCGCCCCGAUUGCGACGUUCUAGCCUUGGGAGCAAGAGGCGCAAGCCAAUGUGCGUGCAGAGGGCAGAGAGCACUAGGCCCAGAGGGGUUUCGAUUGAGCUUCCCAAUCAAUACAGGGUCUGGUGCUGGUCUUCCAGAAGCCCUCGCCGGAACACAGCCCCAGGCGCCCAGCACUGCUGACUCCAUACGCGCUUGGCCAACGUCCCGGCAAUUUGGGCCUGCCAUCCCGCACCUUACUAUGCUACUAACAUCAUGGCAGCUGCGCCGUGUGGCUCAGCAUCCUCAACUCCCCCAACCCGCUACUCUUGGCCUCCCAUACUGGCAGUGAUUACUGUUGGACAUCGCUGCGAGUGCUGCCAAUUGCCGGCAUAAACCCCACACGCGCACGAAGCUGACCUUUCGCGUUGUGGAUUCUCUCUCGGCGCUUGCGACUGCAGCUUUCGCAGCUAUCAGCUUGUCUGAUGUGGAAUCCGCGUUUGCGUGCAGCUCUUAAGCGAGGACGAGGCAAGGACCUCGGGAUGACUGCCCCGUCAGAGUCCCUUACUACCAUGAUGCCGCGGUCUUGUACGCAUCGGCGGCAAUGCAGGGGCAGAGCUAAAGCCUUCUCUUGUAGCAGCCACCGCAGCGGUAGUCGCGUAAUUCACAAUGGACUCAACGAGGCCGGCAUUGGUGUCUAUAUCUAGAGUUGGCCGCCUCUAGAGGCCUGCUUGAUUCCUUCUAUCCCAGCCACAUCCGUAGAAUCGCUUCUACCAUAGUAUCGAUAAUCCUCCUGCUUCUCAAGCUAACCCACCAUCCAAUAAUCUCACCACCCAACACAAUGAACAGGUUUCUAGUUCGCCUCACCGCCGUCGUCGGCCUUGUUGCCGUGGUUGCCGCGGCUCCUAUACGCAAAGCUCCCGAAUCUACCGAUAUUUCCAACGGAUUCCUCGCCAAACGCGAGUUCAGCUGUGCCAAGACCGUCGAGGGUCUCACCGCGUCCGACUGCAAAUACAUGUCAAAGAUGGGCAUGAAGGGCCAGGGCGUGAACGCGCGCAAGAAUCCAGGCUCGGGUAUCUGGGUCGGCGAAGACGGUCACAACACGUUCGUCUUCGAGAACGAGUCCAAGGGCAAAGUCACCGUCAUCAUUUGGAACAAGGGGACGCUGCCGGACGGCAAGCCCGACUACGAGGGCCACUGCAUGAACGUCCGCGUCCCGCAGGUGUCGUGGUCCCUGGCCAAGGGAGAGAAGGUGACUGUAUCGCUUUCCAAGGAAAAGGUCAGCGGCGGCUUCGCCGCCAUCUACGAGGGGUCGACAAAGAUCAACGGGUUCGGCCAGAUCGACCAGACCUGGGGCGAGUUCACGACGGGUGACUACGCGACCGUCGACGUGAGCCGGCUGAUCCGCAUGGACGGCGAGCCCAUGUCGAUGAGGACGAGCGUCGGGUGCGUCAGCAACAUGGAGAAGUGCGUCUUCGUGUGCAAGCAGGGCAACAUUUGCGGCAAGCCUGACACGUACAACCUUCAGAACUGUGUCAACCCCGGCGAGACCGACCCCAGAGUCAAGAACCAGCCCAACACCACGCCGCAGCAGGGUGCCAACCAUGGAUGGUUCAAUAAUCAACCAGAGGGCGGCUGCCAGGGCUGGUCCAAGACGAAAGGCGGCAAGGGCCGAGUCGUCAUCACCCUGUCCUCGAAGUAGACUAGUGGCCUCUCCCUUUCACGACAUCUUUCAAUUUCUGCUCUCUCAUUGUUAUUCCCUAUUCUUUUAUUGUUCUUACUACAUUUAUUGUUAUUAUUAUUAUUUUUUCCUAUUAUCUGUUAUGCUCAUAUGCCAACGGCGUUUAGCGUUUCUGUCAACCUGUUGAUCUAGUUGGUGUUACUGGCGGAUACCCAUGGAGAAAUCUUUGGCGCAUUGGCUUUUAUAUCUUAUUUUUAUCUCUAUACUCUAUACAGUCCGUACAUGGCAGCUAUUCCAUUGGUCUGCUUCACCCCAUGUGUGACGCGGUUGACUGUUCAUCACGCCUCGUUUCAAUUGACAGAAUUCCCAGUUUAUAUGUAUAAAUAGGUAACGACCUAGGAAAGACUCCAUAUCAUCGAAAUAAAACCG
Gaeumannomyces tritici R3-111a-1 is the source of this 2157-nucleotide messenger RNA. RefSeq lists its product as hypothetical. The record is from RefSeq and is a predicted model, not a curated record. The transcript has 3 exons. The coding region runs from base 889 to 1749 and encodes 286 amino acids. NCBI's taxonomy places the organism in Eukaryota, Fungi, Ascomycota, Sordariomycetes, Magnaporthales, Magnaporthaceae.